GAAAGGGCGGUGACGUCUACGUCUGCGUCGGUGGCUGCGGAAGAAGCUGACAGUUUCCACGCGGACCAGCGGUGUCUUCUGUUGGGCGCGUGUGAGCUGUUGGAACCGGUGGGCCCGGAGUCGCCAAGAUGCCUAAGGCGAAGGGAAAGAAUCGACGGCGGAAAUUCGGUUAUAAUGUUAACCGGAAGCGGCUGAACCGUAACGCGCGGAGGAAAGCCGCGCCGAAGAUCGAGUGCUCUCACAUCCGUCAUGCCUGGGACCGCUCCAAGUCGGUGCAGCAGAACCUGGCGGAAAUGGGCCUGGCCAUGGACCCCAACAGGGCCGUGCCCUUCCGGAGAAAGGUAACAGCAAUGGAUGUGGAUGUUAACAAGGAAAAAAAACCCAGCAAGAUAGUUCGGAAGCCGUAUGUCUUGAAUGACCUAGAAGAGGAGGCCAGCCUGCCUGAGAAGAAGGGUAAUACCCUUUCACGGGACCUCAUUGACUAUGUGCGCUACAUGGUUGAGAAUCAUGGGGAUAACUAUAAGGCAAUGGCCCGGGAUGAAAAGAACUACUAUCAAGACACUCCAAAGCAGAUCAAGAGCAAGAUUAAUGUAUACAAGCGCUUUUACCCUGAAGAGUUCCAAACCUUUAUUGAUUCCCUGGAGAAGAACAAAAUGGAAGUAGAGUGAAGGACUUCUGCCAUCAUCCAGUUGUGUCUUAGCUAAGUGAACAUUGUUGGAGGCCUGGGUGGAUGGUGGCCUGGAGAACUGGGUGGGAAAAUACAUUUGGUGAGAAAGGAGUCCCAUCCAUACUUUCUUAGAUUUCCCUAAGGUUGUACCCAGUCUUUUUUUUCCUAGCUGGUGCUGGAUCAUAGAAAGGAGCUGUGUUGUUGCUGUAAGAAGAUUUCUGGGAGAAGGGGAGGAGCCAGAACAAGUUACCUCUGUAGAAGGGAUAUUUUUUUUUUUUAUGUUGUCUUUGAACAUUAAAGCUCAUGUGGCUUUGAAGCUUUCAGAUAGCUGUCUGUCAGUUACAGAAAAAAAGAGGCAAUGGGUUAAGAUGGCAACGUUCCCCUGAGUCUGGGCCCUUGGAAGUUCCUUCAGCACACUUACCCCCAGCAGUUAAAGCACCCUUCUGGCCCUUGAUGAAGCUGUGUCUUACUCUGUACGGCUUUCCCUUUGGUUCUGCUCCAUGGGAGAAAGAGGAAAAGUCUAACCCCUUUUCUACAAAGCAGUCCUUCAGAUACUUGAAGACAGCAGUCCUAGCCUACCCAAGUUUUCUUUCAGGCUAAGCUUUCCCCAUUUUAAGGGUGAGGCCCAAAAGCAGCGAGGUUAUUUGCUCAGGGUCACAUGGCUAGUAGGAAGUACUUAAGCUGUUAGAGUGAAAUAGUAGUCUUUCUAUUGCUAUACACUGCCUCUCCUGUUUGUUUAUUGUAUUUUAUUGAACUGAGCUAGUCAUUUUUUCCUCUCUUCUACUCAGUGUCCUCAUCUGAAAAUGAGGCUGUUACCUGUACCAUCUACCUUCCAGGGUAGUUGUAAAAUAAGUAAAGUGCUUGUCUACCAUAAAAUGUUGUGUAAAUAUCA
Molecule: messenger RNA, 1559 nt
Organism: Trichosurus vulpecula (common brushtail)
Lineage: Eukaryota; Metazoa; Chordata; Mammalia; Diprotodontia; Phalangeridae
Gene: NOP16
Product: NOP16 nucleolar protein
Exons: 5
Coding region: 129-668 (179 amino acids)
Biological process (GO): ribosomal large subunit biogenesis
Cellular component (GO): nucleolus
Source: RefSeq, a predicted model, not a curated record